Messenger RNA from Drechmeria coniospora, 540 nucleotides. RefSeq lists its product as uncharacterized. The record is from RefSeq and is a predicted model, not a curated record. The transcript is spliced from 3 exons. Bases 1 to 540 code for a protein of 179 amino acids. Lineage: Eukaryota; Fungi; Ascomycota; Sordariomycetes; Hypocreales; Ophiocordycipitaceae.
AUGGCCAUCAUGGCGUCACUCUGCCCGCAGCUGCCGGGGGUGACGGGGCGGUACCGCGCAGCGCCCGCUACUGCCGCCAUCAGGUCACAGGUUGGGUGCCUGGUCUGGUCGCUUGGGUCGGUCCCAGUGGUCCGCGCUCGCCCUCGUUGGUGGCAGCAACCGGGACGACAUUCCAUCCUCGUCCGCCAUCCCCGAUCCAUCGUCCUCCUCUUCCCGACAUCGGAUAUUGUUUGUUUCCGCCGUGCUGCCCUUUGCAUCGACUCGAGCCAUCUCGUCCGCGCUCUCUCGUCCCCCCCGCCGCUCCUCCUCGCCCCUGCUUCUGCGACCUCGCGACCGGGCCACCAACAGGCAACUCGAGGCGACGUCCACCUCACCGACGCCAUCGCCCCGACAGCGUCCGACCCGGCGAAGCCAUCAUCCGUCGGGCCCCCCUGUCCCCGUCCAUCCACUGGCAGCCGGCACCGUCUCUGGCUCACCGCCGAAGCCGCCCCGGCAGGCCCUUCCUCGCAGGCGACACGAGGCCUCGGCGCUGCCGAAUGA